UCCUGCCGUUGGUCCUAAGUGCCACUGUCUGUGCUGAGUUUUUCAAUGGUCAGAGCACAUUGAACCUUUGUGGUUUCAUUUUCCCUGAGUUUGAUUUUUCUUAUGGGGAACCUGUCUUGCUGCAUUCAAGGUGACUCAAAGAAGCUUUCCAAAAGGUGUGUGAAAAGGGAGCCCUACUCUACUACCAAGGUGACUUCAGGGAGCACAUUCAAUGAGAAUACAAGAAGAUAUGCUGUGCACACCAACCAGUGUCGGAGACCUCCUGGCUCCCGGGUAAAGAAGAAGAGGUACCCACAAGAAGAUGACUUCCAUCAUACAGUCUUCAGCAACCUUGAAAGAUUGGACAAGCUUCAGCCCACUCUUGAAGCCUCUGAGGAGUCUCUAGUUCACAAGGACAGAGGAGAUGGAGAGAGGCCAGUCAACGCGAGGGUGGUGCAGGUGGCCCCUCUGAGGCGUGAAUCUACUCCCCAUGAGGACACCGUACACAAAAUCGCUAAUGAGGAUGCUGUAUAUGACAUCGCUACUGAGGAUGCUGUAUAUGACACUGCUAACGAGGACGCCGUCCAGGGCAUCGCCAACGAGGACGCCAUCCAGGGCAUCGCCAACGAGGUCGAAGUCCAGGGCAUCGCACACGAGGACGCAGUCCAGGGCAUCGCUAACGAGGACACCGCCCAUGGCAUCGCUAACGAGGUCGCCGCCCACGGUGUCGUGAACGAGGACGCCGCCCAGGGCGUCACUAACGAGGACGCCGCCCAGGGCGUCGCUAACGAGGACACCGCCCACGGCGUCGCUAACGAGGUCGCCAUCCACGGCGUCGCUAACGAGGUCGCCGUCCAGGGCGUCGCUAACGAGGACGCCGUCCAGGGCGUCGCUAACGAGGACGCCGUCCACGGCGUCGCUAACGUGGACGCCGUCCACGGCGUCGCUAACGAGGACGCCGCCCAGGGCGUCGCUAAUGAGGACGCCGCCUAUGGCGUCGCUAAGGAGGAUACCACCCAGGGCAUCGCAGACGAGGACGCUGUCCAGGGCAUUGCCAACGAGGUCGAAGUCCGGGGCAUCGCACACGAGGACGCAGUCCAGGGCAUCGCUAAUGAAGACACCGCCCAUGGCAUCGCUAACGAGGUCGCCGCCCACGGCAUCGCUAACGAGGACGCCGCGCAGGGCAUCGGUAACGAGGACGCAACCCAGGGCAUCGUGAACGAGGACGCCGCACAGGGCAUCGCUAACGAGGAUGCCGCACAGGGCAUCACUAACGCGGACUCCGCCAAGGGCGUCGCUUUUGAGGACGCCAUCCAGGGCAUUGCUAAGGAGGACGCCGCCCAGGGCGUCGCUAACGAGGAUGCCGCGCAGGGCAUCGUGAACGAGGACGCCGCGCAGGGCAUCGUGAACGAGGACGCCGCACAGGGCAUCACUAACGAGGACUCCGCCAACGGCAUCGCUUUUGAGGACGCCAUCCAGGGCGUCGCUAAGGAGGAUGCCGUCCACGGCAUCGCUAACGAGGACGCUGCCCAGGGCAUCGCUAACGAGGACGCCACCCAGGGCAUUGCUAACGAGGACUCCGCGCAGGGCAUCGCUAACGAGGAUGCCACCCAGGGCAUCGCGAACAAGGAGGCCGCACAGGGCAUCGCUAACGAGGACUCCACCAAUGGCGUCGCUUUUGAGGACGCCGUCCAUGGUGUCGCUAAUGAGGUCUCCGUCGACGGGGUCGUUAAAGAGGUCGCCGCACAGGGCAUCGCAAACGAGGACGCCGCCCAGGGCGUCGCUAACGAGGAUGCCGCACAGGCCGUCGCUAAGGAGGACGCCGCCCAGGGCGUCGCUAACGAGGUCGAAGUCCAGGGCAUCCCACACGAGGACGUCGUCCAUGGCAUUGCUAACGAGGUCGCCAUCCAUGGCAUCGUUAAAGAGGUGGCCGCACAGGGCAUCGCGAACGAGGAUGCCGCCCAGGGCGUCGCUAAGGAGGACGCCGCCCAGGGCGUCGCUAAGGAGGUCGAAGUCCAGGGCAUCGCACACGAGGACGCCGCCCAGGGCGUCGCUGAGGAUGCCGCCGCCCACUGCGUCACUGAGGAGGUCGCCGCCCACGGCGUCGCUGAUGAGGACGCCGCCCACGGCGUCGCUAAAGAGGUCGCCGUCCAUGGCAUCGUUAAAGAGGUGGCCGCACAGGGCAUCGCGAACGAGGACGCUGCCCAGGGCGUCGCUAAGGAGGUCAAAGUCCAGGGCAUUGCACACGAGGAUGCCAUCCAGGGCAUCGCUAACAAGGUCGCCAUCGAUGGCAUCGUUAAAGAGGUCGCCGCACAGGGCAUCGCGAACGAGGUCGCCGCCCAGGGCAUCGCUGAGGAGGACGCCGCCCAGGGCGUCGCUGAGGAGGACCGCGCCCAGGGCGUCGCUGAGGAGGACCCCGCCCAGGGCGUCGCUGAGGAGGACGCCGCCCACGGCGUCGCUGAGGAGGACGCCGCCCACGGCGUCGCUGAGGAGGACGCCGCCCACGGCGUCGCUGACGAGGUCGCCGCCCACGGCGUCAUUAAAGAGGUCGCUGCACAGGGCAUCGUGAACGAGGACGCCGCCCAGGGCAUCGCGAACGAGGACGCCGCCCAGGGCAUCGCUAACGAGGACGCCGCACAGGGCGUCGCGAACGAGGACGCCGCCCACGGCAUCGCUAAGGAGGACGCCGCCCAGGGUGUCGCUAACGAGGACACCGCCCAGGGCGUCGCUAAGGAGGUCGAAGUCCAGGGCAUCGCACACGAGGACGCCGCCCAGGGCGUCGCUGAGGAGGACCCCGCCCAGGGCGUCGCUGACGAGGUCGCCAUCCACGGCGUCGCAGACGAGGUCGCCGCCCAGGGCAUCGCAGACGAGGACCCCGCCCAGGGCGUCGCUGAGGAGGACCCCGCCCAGGGCGUCGCUGAGGAGGACCCCGCCCAGGGCGUCGCUGACGAGGACGCCGCACAGGGCGUCGCGAACGAGGACGCCGCCCAGGGUGUCGCUAAGGAUGCCGCCCAGGGUGUCGCUAACGAGGACACCGCCCAGGGCGUCGCUAAGGAGGUCGAAGUCCAGGGCAUCGCACACGAGGACGCCGCCCAGGGCGUCGCUGAGGAGGACCCCGCCCAGGGCGUCGCUGAGGACGCCACUGCCCACGGUGUCGCUGAGGUCGCCGCCCACGGCGUCGCUGACGAGGACGCCGCCCGCGGCGUCGCUAACGAGGUCGCCGUCCAUGGCGUCGUUAAAGAGGUCGCCGCACAGGGCAUCGCGAACGAGGACGCCGCCCAGGGCGUGGCUAAGGAGGACGCCGCCCAGGGCGUCGCUAAGGAGGUCGAAGUCCAGGGCAUCGCACACGAGGACGCCAUCCAGUGCAUCGCUAACAAGGUCGCCGUCGAUGGCAUCGUUAAAGAGGUCGCCGCACAGGGCAUCACGAACGAGGUCGCCGCCCAGGGCGUCGCUGAGGAGGACCCCGCCCAGGGCGUCGCUGAGGAGGACCCCGCCCAGGGCGUCGCUGAGGAGGACGCCGCCCAGGGCGUCGCUGAGGAGGACGCCGCCCACGGCGUCGCUGAGGAGGUCGUCGCCCACGGCGUCGCUGACGAGGUCGCCGUCCACGGCGUCGCAGACGAGGUCGCCGCCCAGGGCGUCGCAGACGAGGACCCCGCCCAGGGCGUCGCUGAGGAGGACCCCGCCCAGGGCGUCGCUGAGGAGGACCCCGCCCAGGGCGUCGCUGAGGAGGACGCCGCCCACGGCGUCGCAGACGAGGUCGCCGCCCAGGGCGUCGCUGACGAGGACGCCGCACAGGGCGUCGCGGACGAGGACGCCGCCCAUGGCAUCGCUAAGGAGGACGCCGCCCAGGGUGUCGCUAACGAGGACACCGCCCAGGGCGUCGCUAAGGAGGUCGAAGUCCAGGGCAUCGCACACGAGGACGCCGCCCAGGGCGUCGCUGAGGAGGACCCCGCCCAGGGCGUCGCUGACGAGGUCGCCAUCCACGGCGUCGCAGACGAGGUCGCCGCCCAGGGCAUCGCAGACGAGGACCCCGCCCAGGGCGUCGCUGAGGAGGACCCCGCCCAGGGCGUCGCUGAGGAGGACCCCGCCCAGGGCGUCGCUGACGAGGACGCCGCACAGGGCGUCGCGAACGAGGACGCCGCCCAGGGUGUCGCUAAGGAUGCCGCCCAGGGUGUCGCUAACGAGGACACCGCCCAGGGCGUCGCUAAGGAGGUCGAAGUCCAGGGCAUCGCACACGAGGACGCCGCCCAGGGCGUCGCUGAGGAGGACCCCGCCCAGGGCGUCGCUGAGGACGCCACUGCCCACGGUGUCGCUGAGGUCGCCGCCCACGGCGUCGCUGACGAGGACGCCGCCCGCGGCGUCGCUAACGAGGUCGCCGUCCAUGGCGUCGUUAAAGAGGUCGCCGCACAGGGCAUCGCGAACGAGGACGCCGCCCAGGGCGUGGCUAAGGAGGACGCCGCCCAGGGCGUCGCUAAGGAGGUCGAAGUCCAGGGCAUCGCACACGAGGACGCCAUCCAGUGCAUCGCUAACAAGGUCGCCGUCGAUGGCAUCGUUAAAGAGGUCGCCGCACAGGGCAUCACGAACGAGGUCGCCGCCCAGGGCGUCGCUGAGGAGGACCCCGCCCAGGGCGUCGCUGAGGACCCCGCCCAGGGCGUUGCUGAGGACGCCGCCCACGGCGUCGCUGACGAGGACGCCGCCGACGGCGUCGCUGACGAGGUCGCCGUCCACGGCGUCGCAGACGAGGUCGCCGCCCAGGGCGUCGCAGACGAGGACGCCGCCCAGGGUGUCGCUGAGGAGGACCACGCCCAGGGCGUCGCUGAGGAGGACCCCGCCCAGGGCGUCGCUAACGAGGACGCAGCACAGGGCAUCGCGAACGAGGAUGCUGCCCAGGGCGUUGCUAAGGAGGUCGAAGUCCAGGGCAUCGCACACGAGGACGCCAUCCAGGGCAUCGCUAACAAGGUCGCCGUCGAUGGCAUCGUUAAAGAGGUCGCCGCACAGGGCAUCGUGAACGAGGUCGCCGCCCAGGGCAUCGCUAACGAGGACGUCGCCCACGGCAUCGCUAAGGAGGACGCCGCCCAGGGUGUCGCUAACGAGGACACCGCCCAGGGCGUCACUAAGGAGGUCAAAGUCCAGGGCAUCGCACACGAGGACGCCGCCCAGGGCGUCGCUCAGGAGGACCCCGCCCAGGGCGUCGCUGAGGAGGACCCCGCCCAGGGCGUCGCUAACGAGGAUGCCGCACAGGGCAUCGCGAACGAGGAUGCUGCCCAGGGCGUCGCUAAGGAGGUCGAAGUCCAGAGCAUCGCACACGAGGACGCCAUCCAGUGCAUCGCUAACAAGGUCGCCGUCGAUGGCAUCGUUAAAGAGGUCACCACACAGGGCAUCAUGAACGAGGUCGCCGCCCAGGGCGUCGCUGAGGAGGACGCCGCCCACGGCGUCGCUGAGGAGGUCGCCGCCCACGCCGCCCAGGGCGUCGCUGAGGAGGACCCCGCCCAGGGCGUCGCUGAGGAGGACGCCGCCCACGGCGUCGCAGACGAGGUCGCCGCCCAGGGCGUCGCUGACGAGGACGCCGCCCAGGGCGUCGCUGAGGAGGACGCCGCCCAGGGCGUCGCUGAGGAGGACGCCGCCCAGGGCGUCGCUGAGGAGGACGCCGCCCAGGGCGUCGCUGAGGAGGACCCCGCCCAGGGCGUCGCUGAGGAGGACGCCGCCCAGGGCGUCGCUGACGAGGACGCCGCCCACGGCGUCGCUAAGGAGGACGCCGCCCAGGGUGUCGCUAACGAGGAAACCGCCCAGGGCGUCGCUAAGGAGGUCGAAGUCCAGGGCAUCGCACACGAGGACGCCGCCCAGGGCGUCGCUGAGGAGGACCCCGCCCAGGGCGUCGCUGAGGAGGACGCCGCCCACGGCGUCGCUGAGGAGGACGCCGCCCAGGGCGUCGCUGAGGAGGACGCCGCCCAGGGCGUCGCUGAGGAGGACCCCGCCCAGGGCGUCGCUGAGGAGGACCCCGCCCAGGGCGUCGCUGAGGAGGACGCCGCCCAGGGCGUCGCUGAGGAGGACCCCGCCCAGGGCGUCGCUGAGGAGGACGCCGCCCAGGGCGUCGCUGACGAGGACGCCGCCCACGGCAUCGCUAAGGAGGACGCCGCCCAGGGUGUCGCUAACGAGGAAACCGCCCAGGGCGUCGCUAAGGAGGUCGAAGUCCAGGGCAUCGCACACGAGGACGCCGCCCAGGGCGUCGCUGAGGAGGACCCCGCCCAGGGCGUCGCUGAGGAGGACGCCGCCCACGGCGUCGCUGAGGAGGACGCCGCCCAGGGCGUCGCUGAGGAGGACCCCGCCCAGGGCGUCGCUGAGGAGGACCCCGCCCAGGGCGUCGCUGAGGAGGACGCCGCCCACGGCGUCGCAGACGAGGUCGCCGCCCAGGGCGUCGCUGACGAGGACGCCGCCCAGGGCGUCGCUGAUGAGGACGCCGCACAGGGCUUCGCGAACGAGGAUGCCGCCCACGGCACCGCUAAGGAGGACGCCGCCCAGGGUGUCGCUAACGAGGACACCGCCCAGGGCGUCGCUAAGGAGGUCGAAGUCCAGGGCAUCGCACAUGAGGACGCCGCCCAGGGCGUCGCUGAGGAGGACCCCGCCCAGGGCGUCGCUGAGGACGCCACUGCCCACGGUGUCGCUGAGGUCGCCGCCCACGGAGUUGCUGACGAGGACGCCGCCCACGGCGUCGCUAACGAGGUUGCUGUCCAUGGCGUCGUUAAAGAGGUCGCCGCACAGGGCAUCACGAACCAGGACGCUGCCCAGGGCGUCGCUAAGGAGGACGCCGCCCAGGGCGUCGCUAAGGAGGUCGAAGUCCAGGGCAUCGCACACGAGGACGCCAUCCAGUGCAUCGCUAACAAGGUCGCCGUCGAUGGCAUCGUUAAAGAGGUCGCCGCACAGGGCAUCACGAACGAGGUCGCUGCCCAGGGCGUCGCUGAGGAGGACCCCGCCCAGGGCGUCGCUGAGGAGGACGCCGCCCACGGCGUCGCUGAGGAGGUCGUCGCCCACGGCGUCGCUGACGAGGUCGCCGUCCACGGCGUCGCAGACGAGGACGCCGCCCAGGGCGUCGCAGACGAGGACCCCGCCCAGGGUGUCGCUGAGGAGGACCCCGCCCAGGGCGUCGCUGAGGACGCCGCCCACGGCGUCGCUAACGAGGUCGCCGUCCAUGGCGUCGUUAAAGAGGUCGCCGCACAGGGCAUCGCGAACGAGGACGCCGCCCACGGCGUCGCUAAGGAGGACGCCGCCCAGGGUGUCGCUAACGAGGACACCGCCCAGGGCGUCGCUAAGGAGGUCGAAGUCCAGGGCAUCGCACACGAGGACGCCGCCCAGGGCGUCGCUGAGGAGGACCCCGCCCAGGGCGUCGCUGAGGACGCCACUGCCCACGGUGUCGCUGAGGUCGCCGCCCACGGCGUCGCUGAUGAGGACGUCGCCCACGGCGUCGCUAACGAGGUCGCCGUCCAUGGCGUCGUUAAAGAGGUCGCCGCACAGGGCAUCGCGAACGAGGACGCUGCCCAGGGCGUCGCUAAGGAGGACGCCGCCCAGGGCAUCGCUAAGGAGGUCGAAGUCCAGGGCAUCGCACACGAGGACGUCAUCCAGUGCAUCGCUAACAAGGUCGCCGUCGAUGGCAUCGUUAAAGAGGUCGCCGCACAGGGCAUCACGAACGAGGUCGCCGCCCAGGGCGUCGCUGAGGACCCCGCCCAGGGCGUCGCUGAGGAGGACCCCGCCCAGGGCGUCGCUGAGGAGGACCCCGCCCAGGCCGACGCUGAGGAGGACCCCGCCCAGGGCGUCGCUGAGGAGGACCCCGCCCAGGGCGUCGCUGAGGAGGACCCCGCCCAGGGCGUCGCUGAGGAGGACCCCGCCCACGGCGUCGCUGAGGAGGACGCCACCCACGGUGUCGCUGAGGAGGACGCCGCCCACGGCUUCGCUGACGAUGUCGCCGCCCAGGGCGUCACUGAGGAGGACCCCGCCCAGGGCGUCGCUGAGGAGGACCCCGCCCAGGGCGUCGCUGAGGAGGACCCCGCCCAGGGCGUCGCUGAGGAGGACGCCGCCCACGGCGUCGCUGACGAGGACGCCGCCCACGGCGUCGCUGACGAGGACGCCGCCCACGGCGUCGCUGACGAGGACGCCGCCCAGGGCGUCGCAGACGAGGUCGCCGCCCAGGGCGUCGCAGACGAGGUCGCCGCCCAGGGCGUCGCAGACGAGGACGCCGCCCAGGGCGUCGCUGAGGAGGACCCCGCCCAGGGCGUCGCUGAGGAGGACCCCGCCCAGGGCGUCGCUGAGGAGGACGCCGCCCAGGGCGUCGCUGAGGAGGACGCCGCCCAGGGCGUCGCUGAGGAGGACGCCGCCCAGGGCGUCGCUAACGAGGACGCCGCACAGGGCAUCGCGAACGAGGUCGCCGUCCAUGGCGUCGUUAAAGAGGUCACCGCCCAGGGUAUCGCGAACGAGGACGCCGCCCAGGGCAUCGCUAAGGAGGCCGCCGCCCAGGGCGUCAUGAACGAGGCUGCCGCCCAGGGCAUCGCUAAGGAGGACGCCGCCUAUGGCGUCGCUAAGGAGGACGCCGUCCACGGCGUCGCUAACGAGGACGUCGUCUACGGCGUCGCUAACGAGGUCGCCGUCCACGGCGUUGUUAAAGAGGUCGCCGUACAGGGCAUCGUGAAUGAGGACGCUGCCCAGGGCAUCGCUAAGGAGGACGCCGCCCAGAGCGUCGCUACUGAGGGUGCCACCGACGGUGUUGCUAACGAGGUAGCCGCCCAGGGUGUCGCUAACGAGGUCGCCGCCCACGGCGUCGCAAACGAGGUCGCCGCCCAGGGCGUCGCAAACGAGGACGCUGCCCAGGGCGUCGCUAACGAGGUCGAAGUCCAGGGCGUCACACACGAGGAUGCCGUCCAGGGCGUCGCUAACGAGGACGUCGUCUGCGGCAUCGCUAACGAGGUCGCCGUCCAUGGCAUCGUUAAAGAGGUCGCCGCACAGGGCAUCACGAACGAGGACGCUGCCCAGGGCGUCGCUACCAAGGACGCCGCCAACGGCGUCGCUAAGGAGGACACCGCCCACGGCGUCGCUAACGUGGUCGCCGUCCACGGCAUCGCUAACGAGGACGCCGUAUAUGACAUUGCUAAUGACACCGUACAAGACACGCUAACGAGGACGCUGUACAGGACAUCGCUAAUGAGGACACCAUAUAAGGCAUCGGUAAUGAGGACGCUGUAUAUGACGUCGCUAACGAAGACACCGUACAAGCCGUCGCUAACAAGGACACUGUACACAACAUCACUAAUGAGGGCACUGUACAAGACAUCACCAAUGAGGGCACUUUAUACGACAUUGCUAAUGACACCGACAAGGCACGCUAACGCGGAUGCUGUACACGACAUCGCUAAUGAGGACACCGUAUAAGACAUCGCUAGUAACUAUCGCAAGAACAAAAAACCAAACACCGCAUAUUCUCACUCAUAGGCGGGAAUUGAACAAUGAGAUCACAUGGACACAGGAAGGGGAAUAUCACACUCUGGGGACUUGUGGGGUGGGGGGAUGGGGGAGGGAUAGCAACGGGAGAUAUACCUAGUGCUAGAUGACGAGUUAGUGCGUGCAGCACACCAGCAUGGCACAUGUAUACAUAUGUAACUAACCUGCACAAUGUGCACAUGUACCCUAAAACUUAAAGUAUAAUUAAAAAAAAAAAAAGACAUUGCUAGUGAGCACGCUGUAUACGACAUCGCUAAUGAGGAUGCUAUAUAUGACAUCGCUGAUGAGGACGUUAUAUACGACAUCACUAAUGAGGACACCAUACAGAUGGCUUGAGCCCAGUAGUUUGAGACAAGCCUGGCAACACAGCGAGACCUCAUCUCUACAAACAUUUUUUAAAAAUAUUCCAAGCAUGGUGGCACAUGCCUGUAGUCCUGGCUAUUCAGGAGGCUGAGGUGGGAGGAUCACCUGUGCCCAGGAGUUCAAGGCUGCAGUGAGCUAUGAUCACCACAAUGCUCCAGCCUGGGCAACAAAGCAAGACUCCAUCUCUAAAAAUAAAAUUAAAUUAAAAAAAAGAUCUUCGCUGUAAAAGAGGUAUGCUCAAAUGCAAUAAAAUCAUAUAAGAA
Molecule: messenger RNA, 10088 nt
Organism: Gorilla gorilla gorilla (western lowland gorilla)
Lineage: Eukaryota; Metazoa; Chordata; Mammalia; Primates; Hominidae
Exons: 9
Coding region: 103-9393 (3096 amino acids)
Source: RefSeq, a predicted model, not a curated record